Ordospora pajunii is the source of this 1011-nucleotide messenger RNA. RefSeq lists its product as uncharacterized. The transcript has a single exon. Bases 1 to 1011 code for a protein of 336 amino acids. The record is from RefSeq and is a predicted model, not a curated record. Lineage: Eukaryota; Fungi; Microsporidia; Ordosporidae.
AUGGGGAUGGUUGAAAAGAUCACGCAUGCGGCACGUAAAGUGAUUAGAAAUGGAGUAAAGAAACUGAAGAAAGGAACGAAGUUUAUUGUUAGAGGCCGGAAAGGAGGGAUCAGUGAGUUCAGUGAUUAUGGAGAGGAUGAGGAUUGUGAAAGCAAAUUUGAGCAGCAUGAAGACAGAGUCAAUCAUGAAAUGGUACAUCAGGAUAUAGCUGUGAACUAUGAAAUGAUUAAUGCCAGAAGCUUUAACAGGCCUGUGUUUAUAGAGAUGGGACAAGAAGCUACUGGGGCUGAGCUUGGAUUGAAAAAGAUGGGGAAUGAAGUGCUGUUUCUGUAUGACAUUGAUGAUACGCUGUACCAUAGAUCGAAUGGGCUCCUUGAGAAGGAAAGAAUGUUUCUGAAGCAGAAGUAUAUUUCUUUGAAUGAAGGAGCAACACAUGAUAUGUUUGAGAAGCAUAUGAUGAUGUCUUAUCUUUACUCGCACAUGUUUAAUGAAUACGGAGGCAUUUCUCUUGAGGAGUAUUGGGUGCUGCUUGCUGAGUUUGACUAUCUUCAGUAUGUUUCCCCGGAUCCAAGCCUAAGGAGUUUUUUGUUGUCUAUGAACAGUGUAAGGAGAUGCUGCUUUACGAAUGGGCCAAGAGACAGAGCGGAGAGCAUUCUUACGAAGAUGGGCCUGCUUGAUUGCUUUGAAGCAGUGAUAUGCAUAGGGAAGUAUGACACUACGUUCUGCUGUAAACCAAGAGAUGUAUCUUAUGAAUUUGUCACACGUGUGCUGGGUGUUGAUACACCUGAGAAUGUUCAUUUGUUUGAUGAUUCGGAAAGCAAUGUGGCUAAAGCCAGAGAGAUGGGAUGGAAAGGUUGGCACAUUACUGGCGAUGAUCACAUCAUAGAUGUUUCUUUGAAUGCUCUUCGCGCCGUGCACACAGCCAGAAAUUCUCUGAUGGACCUACAGAGCAUAGAAGACUUGUGCAAGCUUUAUUCAUCUUCAUCAACGCAUAAAUUUGAUAUCAGUUAA